ACAUAUAUACUAGGGUCUCUACCGUGUGCAAUGAUGCCUGUCAGAUUCGUCUUCAUCAUCAUCCCGUGGCUAAGUGCAAUGACGAACAUCAUCAACAUAAUCAGCGGCAUCGUCUCCGUCAUAAAAAGCACCACCAUCGUCGCCUUCGUCAUCGUCGUCAUUAUCAACAGCAUCAUCAUCAUUGUUAUCAUCAUCGUCAUCAUCUUCGUCAUCAUCGUCAGCAUCAUCAUCUUCAUCAUCAUCAUCGUCGCCGUCAGCAUCUGCGUCAUCAUCAUCAUCAUCAUCAACAUCAUUGUCGUCAUCGUCGUCAUCAACACGACGAUGACGACGAUGAUGUCCAUGAUGAUGAUGAUGAUGACGGCGAAGAUGAUGACGACGACGAUGAUGAUGAUGAUGAUGAUGAUGAUGACGACGAAGAUGAUGACGACGAUGAUAGCGAUGAGGAUUAUGCUGUUGAUGAUGACGACGAUGACGAAGGCGACGAUGGUGGUAAUUUUUAUGACGGCGACGAUGCCGCUAAUGAUGUUGGUGAUGUUGAUGACGUUGAUGAUGUUGAUGAUGAUGUUGUUGAUGAUGAUGAUGAUGAUUAUGAUGAUGAGGAUGAUGAUGAUGAAAAUGAUGAUGAUGUUGAUGAUGAUGAUGAUGAUGAUGAUGAUGAUGAUGACGAUGAUGAUGGUGGUGAUGAUGGUGGUAAUGAUGAUGGCGAUGAUGAUGAUGAUGACGAUGAUGUUGGUGGUGAUGAUGAUGGUGAUGACGAUGGCGAUGAUGAUGAUGAUGGCAAGUAAGAAUCAUGGGGCAUCUCGCGAGGAAAGAACAAGCGGGAAUCAAAGGGGCAUACAAAAACCAUCUGGCCCAAUGUCAGCGACAUCCGUUCCCGUCGUCCCCGCAACUUCAAACAGGUGGCACGACGCGGCUGCUCCCAUGCGCCUGCAAACAUGCCCGACGACCGACACGUGGGCAGGCAGAACAUCACUUUACCUUGGCGAGGGGACAACGCCCACGAUGGCGCAGCUCUUUGAAAGGUCACAGUUCUUCGACGAGGCACAAUUCUUAGACGACGGCAAAGCGCAGACGACGGUGCAACCGUUCGACAAGGGCUCAGCGCAUACGACGAAGGCGUCGAGUGCUUGGGGCCGUCUUGGGGUGGGAGGACGCAAAGGGGUGGGUGCUGUGGACACCCCGUUCUACAGAGAACUCGUUCUCGUGGGUGGUUUUGUUUUGGCGCGUGAGUUUUUCGACAAGCUGGAGGACAAGAACAUCGUUCUCGACGUCCCCUGCGACGUCGGCCCCUCCCGGGAGCUCUUGUUGCCGUUCAGGCCGUGCGGCGGUUGCGAGUCAAGCGGGGCGGUGGCGGAGGGCGGUGAUCUGGGUUCUGGUCCGGCUACUCGGCUGCACCGCGGCGAGAGCCGAGGACAGUUCGAUGACAUCGAGGAGGAGGGGCCUGCAGCGCCGUUGAGGGACAGGCAGCGGUCGGUGUUGUCUAUUCCAGGGGUCGACAUUGGAGAUCCGGUUCGACGGGAGAGUGCGGAACCUACAGGAAAGGUGGCAGCCUCUUCAAAGGUCGACUUGGAGGCGAGCGAGGGCCAGAGUGUGGAUGAGGUGACUGCGGGCAGCCUGGGCACGCAAGGCACUCCGCAAAAGAGGAGGGGGGAUCGCACAAAUGAUUUCGUCGGUUCUUCGAAGAAGCUGAAGAGCAAGGGCCUCAGGACUGCGGGAGAGAAACGAAAGGGGACCGAGGGGGAGGAGGGCCGGCAGGUUACCAAACGACCGGCUUCGAGACAGAAGCAACCUUCGUCUAGAAUGUCUUCUCCACCGACGAAAAGGCCUCCAAUCGACGUCGACGCCGGGUACUUCCUGGAGUACAAAGACGGCGUUCGGACAAAGAGGGAGUUUGAGGUUAGCCCUGCGCAGGUCGUCGACCUCGGAGACUGGGAGGACCUGUACAACCAGCGGUCCCUGGAUCCCAUGCUCGUGGAAGGGAUCAAAGAAGCGAUGCGGUUGGCGUUCGAAAACAAAGCGCAGUCUUACGAUUUGCCUACCCUGAAGCUGGCACCGCUGGGGCUUGAUAAAUCGACUCUGGGGACCAAGGCAGAACGUCUGAGGCCGGAGGAAUGGAGGGAUGAGCUGGCGGGGCAAUACUACUACUACGCGUGGGUCGACGAUGGCGAAUACAAUUUCAAGUUUACUUUGAAGAAGCAUUACAAAAGUGAUGGUUUUGUUGAUGGCAUCGCAAAGGGAUGCAAGGUUGUCGGGAGGAUGUUCGGCGGGUACGGCCAUCGUGCGAUGUCUCUGCCUCACUUUCUCCCUCUAGCGCCGGGGCACGACGAGGCCGUUCACGUCACAGACUUCCUCAAGGUCUGGGCGAAAUCUGGUACCUCUAUCAGUGUUGUGGACAUCGGACCUGGAACAUCGAUCGGUGGUCCUGUUGGGUUCGCGAGAGGAGAGUGCUCUGAAAGGGAGAUGGGAAGUCAGGGUGGCCUGCCAGCUACGCCUCCUGAUCAAGAGGUGAGCAUUCCAGACGACUCGGAGGACGACCAUCCGCGUGCUCCUUUGAAACCGGGCUUGCAUGUAUCUCGCCGCCACGGUUUGCUUGGGGAGUCGACGCCACAUGGAGGCGGCAAUGGCGAACAGUUGGGACAGGGCUCAGAAUCGACGACUCCUCGUGGUCUGGUCGAAAGGAUCGGUUCGUUCGUUCGUCGCAUGCAGGUGGCCGAGGUUUCGCCUGGAGAUCGAGCGGGUGGUCCGCACGUUCGAGAGACGGAGUUGAGCCAGGAACAAGAAGCAAGUGGGAACGUUUCCGGUGAGGAGGAGGUGUCCGAGCAGGGGUUGUUCCGUGAGAGAUCGGUUGAAAAGACUCAAUCAGGAGGCAAGCGCAACUUGCCAGAUGAGGAAGAGCGAGAGGGACUAGGUGCUCUGAAAAGGCAGAGAAAGGUAGGAGGGAGUGCUCGGACACCAACAACACGAGAGGGCGGUUCCGUUGAGAAGAGGAAAAGGGUUGGAGGUGGGGAUCAAACGCCAAAAGACUCGUCGACACAGCGAAGAACCAGUGAGUCUUCCGGGAAAAUGGCGAAAUCAUCGAAGGGGAAGAAAGCAGACGAGGGUGACAACGGGGAGGGGGAUGACGACCUGGAGAUUAACCUCAAAGCCUUUAACCUGGACAAUGCAUUUUUCCUCGAGAUACAGACAGGGGUGCAGAAGGACGUCGUGUUGCACAUCCAUCCCGAAAGAAUAUUAGCUAUUCCAGACUGGGAAGACGCGUACAACCACCGAUCCUUGGAUGAGUUCCUCGUUGAUACCAUCGCGUCGGCUAUGAUCGACUGCUACGAACGUAAAGACAUGAGAUACACGAAGCCCAUUUUCAUUCUCGCUCCGAUCGUCGCGCCUCCAGAGAAUGGCGAGCCUGCUGUGCGCGUGCUGCCUGCUGACUUCGACAGCUCACACCCGGAGAAAUACUGGUAUUAUCCUGUGUGUGGACACCAUAUCGCGAGGGCGGCGAUGAUGGUGAAAAACCAUCCCGUGUUUGAUUACUACAACUUCUACCAUUUCCAGCCAGUCCUUCUCGACGGCGAAUGGGCAGUGGCUGUGAGGGACGUAAGUGGAGGGUGGAUAUAUGACGAUCAUUGGGACCUCGAGACAUUCAAAUCUUGCGCCUACGAUGCGGUAUUGGAGAGAUUAAGUAAGGUCAGUCGAGGAAAUAAGGACGACCCUGCUCUUCGCGAAUACGGGGACACGCUGUUCGAGUUCUUGCAGUCAAAUAAAUGGUUGGAAGUGUCCUCUGCGUUCUACACCGUUCCGUCAAGCCCGUCAAUUAAGCAAGUGAGUUGGGAGUUGCCUGGGGUCACCCCGCCGGCAGGAGUUGUGAAGCACAAGUCUCGCGGAAACGACGGCGGCGUGUGCCUCUCCAAUGUGCAUUCGGCUGCAUACCUAGAAGAGUUUCCAACGGGUCAUCGCUGAACGUUGUGGAUGGGUGGCUUGGCCACUGUUGGCUGUGAGUGCGACACGGGCGAUUCGUGUUGGAGGUGCGAGUUUAUCGUGAGGCUUCCAGCUAUCAGCGCUGCGAUUACAGAUCGUCUGAUAGACGUCAACACCGGAGAUGGAUGGACGGGAUCUUAAAUUCGAUCGACACGCGUUUUUCAGAUGACGUCUCCGGUGUUGACGUCUAUCGGGUGAUAUGUUAUCGCAGCAGUGAUCACAUACCGCGAUUUUGAGGACGC
Messenger RNA from Chara braunii, 4214 nucleotides. The record is from the annotation of a GenBank genome assembly. Lineage: Eukaryota; Viridiplantae; Streptophyta; Charophyceae; Charales; Characeae.